This is a messenger RNA of Rhodofomes roseus, 771 nucleotides long. RefSeq lists its product as uncharacterized. NCBI's taxonomy places the organism in Eukaryota, Fungi, Basidiomycota, Agaricomycetes, Polyporales, Fomitopsidaceae. The record is from RefSeq and is a predicted model, not a curated record. The transcript has 4 exons. Bases 96 to 569 code for a protein of 157 amino acids.
GUCACCGCGAUCUCUCGACCUCCACUGACGGCGCAUACAUCCCGUAUGUGGACCCGAGCCUUUCCGAAGAGGAGCAAAGAACCGUCGUAAGGCUAAUGGGCCUCGGCGAUAUAUUGACAGCUGGAGAAAAUUCAUCGUACGCGAAACCAGGCUCUAACCCACCCGGAGUCGACCAGCGCACAGCAUCCCUGCCACAGCCCGUGUCAUCGACCUCGACUGCAUCGAGGAUUGCCUCCACUUCAUAUGCUACCACGCCGUGCUGCUACUCAGAAGGCGAGUGCGCUAGUCUCACCGAAGACGACCUCUCAAGAGGUGUCCCAGGUGUGCGGCAACAUCUUUGGAAGUACCAUCAACGCCACUUCGUGCGGGAUAGACACGGCAAAUAUCUCUGCCAGUGGCGUACGGGACCUGGCAGGGAGGUCUGCGCCAUGGCCAUCUCGGAUCUCGACAACCUCGCCAGGCACAUGGCGUCCGUGCAUCUCAGGCUCACAACACAAAAAUGCCCGAGGUGCGGUAGCCAGUUCUCGAGGACGGAUGCGCUAUUGAGGCACUGCAAAAGGUGUUACUGAACAGCUACAGGUCUGUUGCUCUAUACACCGAUACCGCCUCUCCAUUGCGGUCUUAUGCACCGUUCACAUUGCGUCCUACUCUCAUGAGCUCGUCUGAUCUCCGUCUUCAAACAUGUCCGAGCCUGUCUGUGUUAUCCGGAAGACGUCACCGAGAACUCUUAUAUUGAUCAUUCUUCGCCCACUCUUCGCCCAUUAUUACGAC